AUGAAAGAUGAAGGCUGGGAGCCUCUUUGCACUGAGGAGACAGUUGAUUUGGAAAAGACCCUACAUAGUGGACAAGUGUUUUCAUUCAGACAGACAGACGAGAAGGAGUAUACUGGAGUUCUUGGGACAUGCCUUGUAAGCUUUCUUCAGGAUGGGAAUAGAGUUCUCUACAAAGUACUGAAUGGAGAUAAAACUUCAAAGGAAAUUGAGCUUGAGAUCACCAGUUUCUUUACAUUGGAUGUCAAGCUUUGUCCUCUCCUUCGAAGGUGGAGACUUGACCCUAAUAAUCUCUUGGUUGGACUGAGAGCUCUCAGAUAUAACUUGAUUCCGACGAUUUUUUCAUUCAUCUGCUCUUCGAACAAUAAUAUUGCCAGAAUAACUCGAAUGGUUGGAUUUCUUUACUCAAAAGGAGAGUUUAUCAUGAAGUACAAGAAUGCUGACUUUUACCACUUUCCAGAUCUGGAAAAGCUCGUAGAUAUUGAGGAGGAGUUGAAGUCCAAUGGAUUUGGAUAUAGAUCUUCGUACAUAUGCAAUGCAGCAAAGUAUCUCCUGAAGAAUCGACUGGACCACCAGCAAGCAUCUAGAAUCAGAGAGAUGAUGGUUUCUAUCAAAGGAAUCGGAUAUAAGAUAGCAGACUGCAUUCUAUUGAUAGGAACCGGGAAUCUAGAUGUUGUCCCAGUUGACACACAUAUUUUUAAGCAUUCCAAGAAGAUGUUUGGAAUCAAUGAAAAAGUGCUUUCUCAGAAGACAUAUGGCAUUAUACAGGACUUAUACAGAAAGAGGUUUGGAGAAUAUGCAGGCAUUGCACAGCUUUAUAUAUUUAAAGGAAUGAUUGACCUAAGGAAAAAAAGUAAGAAGGAAAAGCCAAGCAGCCUUGAAGCAUGCUGCUGA
Molecule: messenger RNA, 891 nt
Organism: Encephalitozoon romaleae SJ-2008
Lineage: Eukaryota; Fungi; Microsporidia; Unikaryonidae
Product: 8-oxoguanine DNA glycosylase
Exons: 1
Coding region: 1-891 (296 amino acids)
Biological process (GO): base-excision repair, AP site formation; base-excision repair; nucleotide-excision repair
Cellular component (GO): nucleus
Molecular function (GO): damaged DNA binding; 8-oxo-7,8-dihydroguanine DNA N-glycosylase activity
Source: RefSeq, a predicted model, not a curated record